This is a messenger RNA of Paramecium pentaurelia, 237 nucleotides long. NCBI's taxonomy places the organism in Eukaryota, Ciliophora, Oligohymenophorea, Peniculida, Parameciidae. The record is from the annotation of a GenBank genome assembly.
AUGAGUUUAAGCAUUCGAUUAGUUCGAACACCUAAUGCAGCUUGGGAAAAACCUAAACAAAUUCUUGAUGAAGAAUCUUUAAUUUAAAGAUAAGCUGCUUAUGAUGAAAAAGUUAAAGAAUAAAUAUUUAAUUCUGAUGCUAAUCCUAUUGAGAUCAAAGAAGACGAAGAAGAGGAAGAAGAUGAUGUUGAAGAUAUUGAUGAUUAUGCAGAUGAUCUCUAACCACAUGAUUUAUGA